AUGCCAGGAGGACUCCAUCCUCCCAUUGAGGUGAUCCUCAAGUGGCCCGCGCCCAAUUAUGUCAACCCAACAACUAGACCUAACACCAUCUUCGUCAUCGCCUGCGUAUGUGGUCCGGUUACUUUCGCCAUGUUGAUGGCACGUCUUUGGGUUCGCAUCUUCCAUCAGCGUAAUCCCGGCUGGGAUGACUGGCUUGUUGUUGCCGGCACUAUUCCUACAAUUGCCGCUACUUGCAUGCUUCCAAUAGCAACCAACAUCGGCUUCAAUCGUCAUAUUUGGGAUAUCGAUUUCCUCAAAGAGCCCGAGCGCGGUGUCACUACACGCAAAUACGUCCUUGCACUUUUGUGCAUCUUCUGCGUUGCCUCCGGUCUGAUCAAGAUAUCGAUCCUGCUAUUCUAUCGCCGCCUGUCUUCUCGCGUCGUCUCGAACCGCUUUCGCUGGGCCGUCUGGAUCACAAUCGCCUUCAUCGCCUCAUCCACCGUCGCUUUCACAAUUGUGCCAAUAUUUGGAUGUGAUCCCAUCUCUGCGUUUUGGGAUCAAGCAAACGUCGUCCUGGUGCUUAAAGGCUACAAGUACCGCUGCUUCAACGAAGGCGCCGAUGUUUUCUCCGCAUGCGUCAUCUCCACAUUCCAGGAUCUGAUCACUGCGGUAUUGCCUACCUUCCUCUAUUGGAAUCUACGCAUUCCAGUACGGCAGAAAAUCGCACUCUUUGGCAUCUUCGCCAUCGGAUAUGGCGUGGCCGCACUCGGUGCUCUGCGUGCCUACUACAGCUGGCAGAUCUACUUCGGCACGUACGAUUCCACCUGGGUCACCUGGAAUCUCUUCAUUACCACCAUGCUGGAGCUGCACGUCGGUUGCUUUUGUGCGAAUGCACCCUGUCUCAAGGUCUUUUUCAAGUACUUCUUCCACGAGAAGCUUACCUCGAAUGCCAAACGAUCGGAGGCAUCUGGGCAGAAGGGUCAGCUCUCUGGUACUCAAUCCACCAAGUCCUCUGCGAGCAUGCUCAGGGAGAAAGUGUCCCACUUCUUCUCCUCGAAAAGCAGUAGUGCACACAGCCGCGACGGCUAUCUGUCCGAGCCUCAUACAGACGUCUCGGUUGACAAUCAUGGUGGAGUACAGGUUCAAAGACAGGUGUGCGUCACAAUGUCACCACCACCCGCCGUCGGUGCACAGCCGACUGGUCGCGGCCUGCGAGAGUCUGCAGACACAACGGACAUGAUCUGCGCCCAGUACUACGAUGAUAUUGAGUUGGGUCGCUUCACCACAGACAGAAACUCGCACGUCUCAAGCCACCAUUCGCAUGGCGUCUUGGAAGAUCCAGAUGCGGAGGCGUUGCCGGCCAUGCCACAGGCGGCCAGAUCACCACGCUCAAUGAGGUCGUUCAUCUCAUUUCAUCGCGAAUCCAGAUCACCACGGGCAUUAACACACCCAGAGUGGCCUAGCUGGCCCUUGCCUACCACCAUCCCGGAAGAGAGACAUGAUGACGGACAACGUCCAAACUUACAUCCUCCACGGAGCGCUAGCUGGACGAAACCUGAUUGGCAGACAUGGACUUGA
This is a messenger RNA of Didymella exigua CBS 183.55, 1557 nucleotides long. RefSeq lists its product as uncharacterized. The record is from RefSeq and is a predicted model, not a curated record. Bases 1 to 1557 code for a protein of 518 amino acids. The transcript is spliced from 3 exons. Lineage: Eukaryota; Fungi; Ascomycota; Dothideomycetes; Pleosporales; Didymellaceae.